UCAACCUCACCGAUCCGGCGAUCGCCGCCAUCAGCCAUAGGAGGGUAGAAAGUACUUACUCCAUUGAUACCCUCUCACUUCCUUGCUCCUCCUGCUUCUUAAUGGCGUCUCCAAAGGUUUUGAUGUUUUCGGUCUUUUUCGCACUGGUGAUUACUGGAAACCGGGCGAGUGAGGAAACCGGUGUUAUUAAUGUCGAUAUGACGAGAUCCGAGGACUACGAUUCGGUUCUUAAGUUUGAGAUCGAGCAACUCGACUUCAAGAUCUCGUCUUUAGAUUCUACGAGUUCGGAGAAAGCGAGGGAUUUGAAAAGCAAGGAUGAAAAAAUUUUACAGUUGGAGAGCGCGAUUCAUGAAAUGGCAGCGAAUGUUGUAUCACUGCAGAAGACGGUGGAAUUAUUGCAGCAGAAAAAGGGGGCUGUGGAUGGAGUAGAACUGGUGGGAAGAGUCAAUGCGUAUUCCUAUGAACUUGAGAAGAAGGUUGAGGAGCUUGAAGGUAAAAUAGACAUGCAAAACAGGAAAAUACAUGACUUGGAAGCCCAAACCAUAGAAGCAGAGAAGAAAGUGCAAGAAGUAGAUGUUAAAUUGCGCAGUCUUGAGAAAAAGGAUGUUGAGCAGAAGCAGAAAAUUCAAAAAACCGGAAGUGCUCUUCAAAUGGCAGAGGAGUUAGCGAGGGUACGGUUGGAAGCGACAACAAACUUACAGGAACUAAAAAAAGUUCAUAGAGCAUGGCUUCCACCUUGGCUUGCAUAUCGUAUAGCGCAAACUCAGGAAAUCGUAGCAGCCAACUGGAAAGAGGACAUAAAACCUGCUUUGGUUGUUUCAGUGCUAAAGGUUUCAGAGAAAUUGGGCCAAGCGCAGAAAUGGGUUGAACCGCAUCUGGAGACAGCAAAAGUUAAAUGGAUCGCUGCUGCAAAGUCCAGAUGGAUUGCUUUUAGAAAAACUAUUAAACCUCGCAUGGAAAAGACAUUUACAAAAACAGUUGAAAUAUUUGAGUUUUGCAGAAAUACCGCCAAACCCCAUAUUCUUGCUCUCCAGGAGUCUGCUAACCCUUUAGUUGAAGGAGCAAGGAUGUUUGUAAUGCCCUAUGUUGAGCUAGCUGCUACUUGUGUGGAUAAAGCAUCUACUGGAUUCAAACCCUACACAGGAGGGGUAGUUUAUGGAUACAGGAAGCUUCUAGAAACUUCUGGAAAGUAUCAUCAGCAGGCUCAAUAUAUUGUUCUGGAGAAUCUUGAGAAGCACGAUUUAACCAAACCUCUUGCAACUAAAGGGUUUGUUUGGUUUGCGGUCUCUGCUUCAUUCGCCUUACCUGUAUGUCUGAUUUACAAGAUGCUAUCACAACUCUUUGGUAAAAAGGCUGCAAAACGUGUUAGGAGCAGCCGUUCACAUAACCAUCUUCGCAGACACAAGCAAAGGCAUGCUGACCAGUGAAGAAAUAUUGCACUUUUGGGAGCCAAUUUUUUCUAUUUUACAUGAUAUGAUUGUUUUUCUUUAUUUUAUGCCUCAAAAUGCAAAAAUAUUUCUUUUUUUAGGAAUGGAGGCCGUUUGUGAUUAUAUUUGAUUUUCUUAAAGUUCGGUACAACCUGGAAUUCUCCUCUUCUAAA
Molecule: messenger RNA, 1600 nt
Organism: Phalaenopsis equestris
Lineage: Eukaryota; Viridiplantae; Streptophyta; Magnoliopsida; Asparagales; Orchidaceae
Exons: 14
Coding region: 102-1427 (441 amino acids)
Source: RefSeq, a predicted model, not a curated record